CGGCGCUUGCGCAAUAUUGUUUACAUACAUACAUUCCUGUAAUGUCACAUUUAUAAAUAUAUAUUUACUUUGGAAAUGCCUGUCAUAAAGUCAUCCAAGGAGGAUAAAAACAAGGAGAUUAUAAACAUGGCUGAUAUUAACAAAGACGCAAAAUCAUAUAUUGAAAAAAUUUUAGGAGAUGUUAGUAAGACUUCAGCUACCAAGCAAAUUGUUCUAGGGGCUUCCUCAGGAUGGGUAACAGGUUUUUUGGCUAUGCGAGUAGGUAAAACAGCUGCCCUAGCUUUGGGAGGUGGUAUAAUAUUACUACAAAUUGCUAAUGAGAAGGGGUUUAUAAACAUAAAUUGGGAUAAAGUGAACAAGAAACUUGAUAAGGUUGCAGAUAAAGUGGAAGAAAAAGUAACAGGCCAAGGGGCUUCCUGGAUGGACAAGGUCAUGAAUUUUGCUAGAACUAACACGCCAUUUUCUGCAGGCUUCACUGGUGGUUUUUUGAUUGGUUUGGCUUCACAUUAGAUAUUAUUAUGUACAUAUAUUUUAAGCUAUUUAAUAAAUUA
This is a messenger RNA of Brassicogethes aeneus, 551 nucleotides long. The record is from the annotation of a GenBank genome assembly. NCBI's taxonomy places the organism in Eukaryota, Metazoa, Arthropoda, Insecta, Coleoptera, Nitidulidae.